Xyrichtys novacula (pearly razorfish) is the source of this 3057-nucleotide messenger RNA. NCBI's taxonomy places the organism in Eukaryota, Metazoa, Chordata, Actinopteri, Labriformes, Labridae. The record is from the annotation of a GenBank genome assembly.
AUGGAGCUGAUGGAUGGUUUGUUAUUAAUACUUGUCCUGAAUAACAGUUGCAUGCGUUGUUAUGUUAGACUUGGCUUAUUUGUUGUCAACUUUUAGAUUCAUGGACCAGACCUUCAAAGGUCCAGGUGUACCAGCUUGGGAAAACAGUAAAUUUCCAGGUCUCUGGUCCAAACCUCCCUACUAAAGGAAAAGUGUACAUUAGCAGCUGCUAUGCUACACCAUCCACAGGCUCUGAAUCCCUAAAAUACACCAUCAUUGACAACUUUGGGUAAGUUUUAUAGUUUAUAAAUGAUCAUAAAAUCUUUCUUGGUGCUGUAUUUUCUAAGAUCGGUGUGUCGUCCUCACAGCUGUAUGAUAGACAGUAAGAGAGACCCAGGAGCCUCUCAGUUCAUCUCCAGGACAGACAAGACCCUUAGGUUCUCCCUAAAGGCUUUUCAGUUCACUUCAGACCCUGACACAGAGGUAAGUUUGAAAUGUAAAUCUGGAUUCACAGGUUUUGGACUGUGAUUUUUGCAGCACUUCAUUUUUAUAGGUCAGCAUCCACUGCAAACUGUUAGUCACAUCUGAAGACCCGAGUGCUGCUCAAAAGUCCUGUACCUACAGGGUGAACAGGUGAGCCAUAAACUGGAAUUCUAGUUCUGAAUGAGACUUUUCUUCUGCUUUUCAAACAUUGUGUGUGUGUGUGUGUGUGUGUGUGCACUUUCCUUCCCAGGUGGGAGGCCUUGACUGGUGAUGACUCUAUAUGUGAAUGCUGUGAUUCACAGUGUGUGACAUCUAAACCAAAGAGGGCUAUGAUCGAAGGUUUGUGGCUUUGCCUCUCUUUUGGCCUUAAUUCAAUUUCACUGACUUUAAAGCAUUUUUAACUCCAUCCCCAUAAAGUUUGGCAUGUUACGUGAUUAAACUUUAACUACAAUGUCACAUGCAACAAUUUUGAGAACUUGAGACAAGGAAUGUUCAAGUAACACAUUCCCUAAUUUGAACAAAACUUCAGCAAACUAGUCUACAAAUUAGACAACACUCAGAAGACUAAAAAAGACCCCCGUCCCUUCACAGCUUCCCAGUCUUGUUGCCGUUGUUUUUUGAGUUUGUUUGUUUAUUUUAUUUUAAAUGUCAUACAAAGGCAUCAGAGUCAGUCCCCCCUGUUUUUAAACCUGUUAAAAAAUUCCCUGUAGUGCCUUUAACAGAAAAUGUAUCAUGACUCAGCACAAUGCCACCAAUUUGACAUUAGUUUACACGUUUUGAUAUCAAAGUAUAUCCAAGAAAAUAAGUCUAUUCUUUUAGUACAAUGUGCACACAUACAAUUUUGAUAGCAUUUAUCCACCUUUUCUAUCCCCACAAAUCAUAUCAGGUUUAAUAUCACUUGAUUAUCUGUAAGAUAUUGUAUUCCUGUUUAUAUUGAUUUAUCCUUACUCAUCAUUGUAUUCAUUUAUUUUCUUCUCAACUCAGUUUUGUCAGCCACUUAAAGUCAAGGAUAUGUAGCUACUAAAAAUGAUUAACUGUAGUCUAACAAUGGCAAAACUGAUUUAUUACUGUUGCUUCACAGCCCCUGUGUGAUGAGCGCACUCAGGUGCCCCAGGAAAUGUAACAUUACUGUGCACAAGAGUUUGUCCCUGAAUAACACUGACACAUUAGCCCGCUGGCAGAAAACGUUAAAACUCCAGCUCUUAGCUAUUUUACUCUUUUACCUGGAAAAGCCCUAGUUUUCAAGUUUCUCCUUGUGAAACAAUGCCUCAUAUGAUUUUUGCUAAUCCUGCAACCAUGAUACCAAACAUGUUGAAGCUGACCUCCCUUGCUUGCUGACUUAAUUACCCACCUCUUUGUGAGUGGCAAAUAUCAAUGUGAUUUUUUUCUGUCAUAAGGAUAGGAACUAGAAUUUAGUCCAAAGAAAAAAAAAGAUUUUGUAGCUGGUAAUCUCAUUUUACCUUGUAGGUUAUGAAGAGUCAUCAGCAUAAGCAUGAGACUUUUCAAAAAAUCAGUUCAGACUUCUCAUAGUGCUUUUAGCUUUGUCCAAACUGCUCUGUCAGAUGGAAAAGUCUGCUCAAAGUUCAUAGGUCAGCCACUUCUGAGACUCUAUGAAUCAGCUGACAACAAAAACAUGCCAAGGCUGUCUAACAAGAUCAUCAUCACUUUUUGUUUGAAACAAUUUUUUGUUCCCAAGUCAUCAAAUUAUACUUUAAGAAGUCUGUACCAGUUCCUCAUUAGCAUUCAUUUUGUCUCCAAGGAAGAAGGCAAAAAAGCCUUUAGAUCUUUGGCUCCUUCCCACUGGAGUAAUUCACCUGAUCAUAUUUGUCUGUUGUCCUCACUUCAUAUAUUUAAAAAAAUAUAUUCUAGAUAUGAAAAUAGGCCCCAGGGCAGGUCAGGUUCCUAUUUUUAUGACCUCCCUGUAUCUCUUUUUAUUCAGGAACGGUCAGCAGUGGGUCAUUGCUGGUCUCAGAUCAGCCAUCCACAACAGAAGAUGAUGUCCUAUCAGCCAGAACCUCCUCAGUCAGCAGGAGCAGAGACGGCCUGGCCAUUAUCAGUCAUUACAUUGAUGAGCUGCACAGUUAUGAAGAUCUGCUGGAAAAAGUGGAUGUAGUGAACUAUGAUGAGGAUGGUCAUGUAUACUUAUAUGAAGAAGAAGAGGAGGAUAGUGAAGUUAUCUCAGAGGAAACUGCUGAAUCUGAUUUAGAUGAGUCAGGUUUUAGGGAGAACGUCUUAGUGGAGAGGAAGGAGGAGCCUGAAGUAAGUGAUGCAAACCUGUUUGAGGAUGAAGGAUCUGGGCAUUUGGAAGGAGAGGUGGUUUCAGAGAGGGAGGAAGAGGAAGAAAGAGAAGAUGGGAUCUCUGACGGACAGAAGGAAGCUGAGGUGUUACGUCAACAGGUGGAGUUGGAGAAAAUGUUACCAUUACAGGCAAACCUGCAGACGGAGUUACAGCAGCCGCCUGUCUCUGAGAAUGAGGAUGACAACAGUAAGCAGUCAGGUGGCGAUGAAGAAGAUAUAGGAACGAUAGCUGCAGAGGUGGAGUGGAAAAGAGAUGAUGAUGAUAAGGAGCAGAUCUGGUAUUUCUCAUGGAGGUAG